CUUCCCGCACGGCUCCCAGCCGCGCCGCCCCGCCCAGGAAGCGCCCUUUGCCCGCGGAGCAGGAAGCGUGGCGGCGCCGUGCGGCAGCGGGCGCCCUGCAGCAUGGGAUAUUCACACCUUGCUCUGAAUGGCAGCUUGGUGCCCGGAGUGACCAUGCAGAGAACACUCAGACAGCGCCAGCACUUCAGGAGCAGACUGCAGGACCCCAAGGAGCCUGAGAGAUGGAGCUCUACACUGGGAUGACUCCUACAGCCUCCACAAUCCAACGCAGCCACAGGACAGCUAUGGAGGAGGAUUCCUGAUUGGUGAACCUGACAUAAGCUGCCGAGAUGGACCAAGGAGAAGAUCAAGAUUAUGAGGCCUCAAAGGACAUGGGUGCUGAGAUCGAUCCCUUUCUGAAUCACUUUGCAAGCACAGAUCCACAGGACUUGCUGGCAGCAGAAUCCGUAGGAGAAGAGGAACAGCUGGAGAACGGUGAUGGAAGUCAGUGUGGUUCCACAGAGGCACAGCAAGGUGACCGCAGGGAGGCAGAGGAGGCUAAGCUGUCUUGCUCUGCUAUCAGCCUGGUGAAAAGACAAGAGAGAAGGGUGGGAGCACGACGGCGAGCCCCUCGUGCAGAGCGGCCCACCAUCUGCUCCGAGUGUGGCAAGGGCUUCAGCCGGAGCAUCCACCUCAUCCAGCACCAGCGAAUGCACACCGGAGAGCGCCCGUUCUUGUGUGGGGAGUGUGGCAAGGGCUUCAGCCAGAGCUCCCACCUCAUCCAGCACCGGCGAGUCCAUACCGGCCAGAAACCCUACACUUGUGCGGAGUGUGGAAAGAGCUUCAGCCAGAGUUCUAACCUCCUGAAGCACCAGCGCAUCCACACCGGGCUCAAACCCUACAUGUGCAGCGAGUGUGGGAAGAUCUUCAGCGAUAGCUCCACCUGCAUCAAACACCAGCGUAUGCACACAGGCGAGCGGCCCUACAAGUGCUCAGCCUGUGGGAAAAGCUUCAGUCAGCACUCCCACCUCCUUCAGCACCAGCAGGCCCACAGCGGUGUCCGGCCUUACUCUUGCGGUCAGUGUGGCAAACGCUUCGGGCAGAGCUCCGACCUCAUUAACCACGCUCGUACCCACACCGGUGAGAAGCCUUACAAGUGCAGCCAAUGUGGCCGGGGCUUCAGUGGCAACUCCAACCUCAUCAAGCACACCCGCAUCCACACGGGUGAGCAGCCAUACCGCUGCGGCCAGUGCGGAGCAAGCUUUCGUUUCCAGCCCCAGCUGGUGCGUCACCAAAAGCACCAUGCAGUGUAGUUGGCCACGUGGAUGAUGGGCCAUGGACCUGGUGCCGUUGGAUGCUUCAUAUGGGGUGUGAACUGGGGCAGGGAGCCCUCAGAGCCUGUGUCCUUCUGGGUUGAUCGGUCUGUGAGCACUGCCUAGGCACUCAGCCUGCGCUGAAUGAACUAGCGCAGGUUCACUGCGUGGGGUAGCAGUUCUCAGCCCCUCUUUGAGGGAAGAAAGAUACUUACCGUAUGGUGUGUUCAAGACCAGGAGGGAGAGACAUUCCAAGGAUCAGUGCCUUCUUUUGUUAUUCUUAGAGGGUUGUGAUUUUUGUCCUAAAAUCUGCUGUAUAAAUUGCCUGGGUUUUGCCUUUGUUGUAAAGCCAUAGCUUAGCAUGAUUGCUCCCCUCAGAAUCCACAUCUCCCACUUGGCAGUUUUCUUGGGUUUAGGUGGUGUUAGCUAUUUAUUUCAAACCCCUGCAACACAGAGUUCGAUGCCUGAGAGUGUAUGUCACAGGCCCAGCCAUCCUCUGUGCGGGCCAUGUCUGGAACUGUAUUUCUGCUCAGUUGGAUAGCUGUUAAAUUGGCAGGUUCUCAGAUGAUGAUGCUUUGUCCUCAGCAGUUUGACAGCUUUGUCCUCAGCAGCAAUUAAGUAAAUUAACAUCCUAAUAGGUACUUCUCUCAGAUUCUUGUUUAGGCGCUUUUGUGGGUGGCACUUUAUGAAUGUUUUUAUAAGGCUUUUAAAAGUAUUUCGGAUGACUUUUUUUAAUUGUGAUUUUUAAUUGACACUUGAUGAAAAGAAAGAGGAUGAUGUUUCAAAAUAAGCUAUGUCAAACCGAUUUUGUAUUCAGUGUUAAAUAUCUUUUCUUGCAUAAAAGCUUUUAACUCUAA
Molecule: messenger RNA, 2149 nt
Organism: Tympanuchus pallidicinctus (lesser prairie-chicken)
Lineage: Eukaryota; Metazoa; Chordata; Aves; Galliformes; Phasianidae
Product: zinc finger protein 239-like
Exons: 4
Coding region: 330-1292 (320 amino acids)
Biological process (GO): regulation of transcription by RNA polymerase II
Molecular function (GO): DNA-binding transcription factor activity, RNA polymerase II-specific; RNA polymerase II cis-regulatory region sequence-specific DNA binding
Source: RefSeq, a predicted model, not a curated record